UCUCCGACCGGUUCUUUGUGCCACCACCACCUAUCUAUCUAUCGCCAUUCGCCCAACCACCUAAAAAUUCCCCGGGCACCUACCCUAAUCCUCAUCCCAAUCCACAAAACGAAAAUCUUCCGUUCCUCUAUUCGAAUCUUGCUUCUUCUUCUUCCCGUCAUCUCCACAAAACCAAGAAAAGAAUCUCUGCGAAAUUGCAGCGCCAUUAUUGGAGGUUGGUCUGCUUCAUGCUUGCUUGCUAUCCCUAUCGGCUUUUCUCUUGGGUGGGUUGAGUGCGUUCCUUGGGCUGGCUGGAUUUAUUCUGGGAUCCCGGGCAUACAUUGCCUCCUCCUUGCACCUUGCACCAUAGCUUCUUUGCCGGCUCCUCACGCGCUCCGCUCGGUUAAUCCAAAGAUUCGCUAUUUCUCUCUGCUCCUACAUGUGAGAUUCCUUUCUUUCCGGUUCAAGCUUGGCAUUCGAAUUCCUCAUUUCUUGAGCGGGUGGCCGAGCAAGGGGAAUGUCUUUCCGGAGCCUAAUUCAGGACAUGAAGGACGAGUUCGGCAACAUCUCGCGCCACGGCCUGCGCUCCUCCCGCUCGCACCGCACCGCCGCCGGGCCCGGGGCCCCGCGGGUGGUCUCCGUCGGGCUGGCGGACGCGUUGGAAGGGACCUGCUGGGCGCAGCUGCCUCCGGAGCUCCUGCGGGAGGUGCUGGUCAGGAUCGACGACUCCCAGGGCUGCUGGCCCUCCCGCCGGGACGUCGUGGCAUGCGCGGGCGUCUGCCGGGCAUGGAGGGGCAUCAUGAAGGAGGUCGUGCGCGUCCCGGAGGCGUCCGCCAAGCUCACCUUCCCUAUCUCGCUCAAGCAGCCUGGCCCAAAGGAUGGUACUCUCAAAUGUUUCAUAAGAAGAAACCGGACUACUCAGACGUAUUAUCUGUAUAUUGGACUCACAGAAGCACUGGCUGAUGAUGGGAAGUUCUUGCUUGCUGCACGCAAAUGCAGAAAGCCUACAUACACAGACUACCUUAUUUAUCUUGAUAUGGGUGAUAUGUCAAAGGGAAGCAGCACCUAUAUUGGCAAGCUAAGGUCGAACUUUCUGGGAACAAAGUUUACCGUCUAUGAUGCUCAUCCACCGUAUGAUGGGGCUGUCGUCUCAAAAAGCCGGUCUGCUCGUGUGAUUGGUUUGAACCAGGUCUCCCCAAGAGUUCCUGCUGGCAAUUAUCCAGUUUCACACAUUUCUUAUGAGUUGAAUGUUUUGGGCUCCAGAGGUCCAAGAAGGAUGAACUGUGUUAUGAGUUCUAUCCCUGCAUCAGCAGUUGAAGAGGGGGGCAAAGCUCCAACACAAACUGAAUUUCCCCUUGGUAACCUUGACUCCUUCCCGUCGAUUCCAUUCUUCAGAUCAAAAUCUGCUCGGAUAGACAGUGCACCCGCUCAGGCUCAGGACAAAGAGAAGCUGGUGCUGAAGAACAAGUCUCCUCGGUGGCAUGAGCAGCUGCAAUGUUGGUGCCUCAAUUUCCGUGGGCGGGUGACGGUUGCGUCAGUGAAGAACUUUCAGCUGGUGGCUUCGGAUGAGAAUGGAGCAGCUGGCCAGGAGCAUGACAAGGUGAUUCUGCAGUUUGGAAAGAUAGGCAAAGACUUGUUCACCAUGGACUACCGCUACCCGAUAUCAGCAUUUCAAUCAUUUGCAAUAUGUCUGAGCAGUUUCGAUACCAAAAUUGCUUGUGAAUGAGACAAGGUGGUGGGGAAAAUCAUGGCAGCUGGAAGGAGGGAGGAAAACUGAAGCAAAGUAUUGGGUGGACCGUCGCCUGAAGUUUGUCCAGUGGUGUAUAUAAUAUAGCUAUCUCUCUAUCUAGUUUAUUUUUCCAAAAUUUAGAGUCUGUAUAUCUAUCCCCACUUCCCAGUGAUGCAGAAUUGUUUGUGUGGCAUUGCCAAACCUGAUGAGUUUAUUUGUGUACUCCAUCCACAUGGUAGGAGCAACGUUGCAAUUCGGCAGCUCCGGAGGAUUUAAAACAUAACGGUUGUUCUUCA
This is a messenger RNA of Triticum urartu, 2004 nucleotides long. RefSeq names its product tubby like protein 3 (gene TLP3). NCBI's taxonomy places the organism in Eukaryota, Viridiplantae, Streptophyta, Magnoliopsida, Poales, Poaceae. The record is from RefSeq and is a predicted model, not a curated record. Gene Ontology annotation, molecular function: protein binding.